AAGCGGCGGAACGACCUUGCUCUGCUUGUUGCCUCUUUAAAGUCGCCUCGCCUGGGCAUGCUCAGUCGGCAGGCUCGGUUUGGGUCCACAAGUCGGAAGCUUGUGCACUGCUCCAGCGCUGAGCCGCCGUGGGGAAAAAAUGGAGCCGUUCACCAGUGAUCGGCUUCAGCUCCCCAGGAACAUGAUUGAAAACAGCAUGUUUGAGGAAGAACCGGAUGUGGUGGAUUUAGCCAAAGAACCUUGUUUACAUCCCCUGGAACCUGAUGAGGUGGAAUAUGAGCCUCGAGGUUCAAGAUUACUUGUUCGUGGUCUUGGAGAACAUGAGAUGGAUGAAGAUGAAGAGGAUUAUGAGUCAUCAGCAAAACUGCUGGGCAUGUCUUUCAUGAACAGAAGCUCGGGUCUACGGAAUAACAUAGCUGGCUAUCGACAGGGUCCUGAUGGACCUUGUUCACUGCCCUCGGGAAGGACCAUGCUGGUGUGUACUUUUGUCCUUGUGGUUGCUGUUUCAGUGAUAAUGGUGAUUUACCUUCUUCCCCGGUGUACCUUUACCAAAGAAGGCUGCCAUAAGAAAAAUCAGUCCAUGGAACUAAUACAACCUAUUGCAACUAAUGGGAAGUUGUUUCCUUGGGCACAAAUUAGGCUUCCCCAAAACAUAAUACCAUUACGAUAUGAACUCACCAUACACCCAAACCUCACCACAAUGAAAUUCAAGGGUUCUGUGGAGAUAAAGAUUCAGGCUCUUAAAGUCACUCAGAACAUUAUUCUUCAUAGCUCUGGGCACAAUAUCUCCAAAAUAUUAUUUACUUCAGGAGUUUCGAAGCAAGAGAAACAGGUUGAAUUCUUGGAAUAUAAAUAUCAUGACCAAAUUGCAAUUAUAGCACCUGAAGUGCUUUUGGACGGUCACAACUACACCCUGAAGAUAGACUACUCAGCAAAUAUGUCCAACAACUACUAUGGAUUUUAUGGAGUCACAUAUGAAGAUGAAAAUAAAGAAGAAAAGUACUUUGCAGCAACUCAGUUUGAACCUCUUGCAGCAAGGUCUGCUUUUCCUUGUUUUGAUGAACCAGCAUUUAAAGCAACAUUUAUCAUCAAGAUUGUCAGGGAGGAGCACUAUACAGCUUUGUCAAAUAUGCCCAAGAGGUCAUCUGUUCAAAUUGAAGAUAAGCUUAUUAAAGAUGAAUUUUUUGAGAGUGUGAAAAUGAGUACAUAUCUUGUUGCCUUCAUUGUGGGAGAACUGAAGAAUAUGACCCAGGAAACCAAUGGAACUCUGGUUUCCGUUUACACUGUCCCAGAGAAGAUUGACCAAGUCAAACCUGCUCUUGAUACAGCAGUGAAGCUUCUUGAAUUUUUUCAGCACUAUUUUGAAAUUGACUAUCCUCUUCAGAAAUUAGAUUUGGUAGCUAUUCCUGAUAUUCAAGCUGGAGCUAUGGAAAAUUGGGGUUUAAUCACUUUCCGAGAAGAAACACUUUUAUAUGAUAAUGAAACUUCUUCAGUGAUGGAUAAAAAGCUGGUUACAAGAAUAAUUGCGCAUGAGCUAGCUCAUCAGUGGUUUGGCAAUCUAGUAACUAUGCAGUGGUGGAAUGAUCUUUGGCUAAAUGAAGGAUUUGCUACUUUCAUGGAGUAUUUCUCCUUGAACAAAAAUUUCAGACAGUUAUCAAGUUAUGAAGAUUUCUUGAAUGCUCGUUUUAAGACCAUGAAGAAGGAUUCUUUGAAUUCAUCUCAUCCAACCUCAUCUUCUGUUAAGUCUUCAGAGCAAAUUGAAGAAAUGUUUGAUUCACUUUCAUAUUUUAAGGGAGCAUCUCUUUUGUUAAUGCUGAAGACUUUUCUGACAGAAGAUGUGUUUCAACAUUGUAUCAUACUUUAUUUACAAAAUUACAGUUAUGCAUCAAUUCAAAGUGAUGACCUUUGGAAUACUUUUAAUGAGGUCACAAAAAGUCUGGAUGUAAAAAAGAUGAUGAAAACUUGGACUCUACAGCCAGGAUUUCCUUUAGUGACUGUUCAAAGAAAAGGGAAACAAAUUUUAGUACAACAAGAGAGAUUCUUUCUAAGUACUACAGAUUCUGGAAUUCAUCCUUUGGAUUCAAGCCAUCUGUGGCAUAUUCCACUUUCCUAUAUAACAAGUGACUGUAAGGCACCAGACUGUCCUUAUGUGGCAUUACUAGACAAAAAAUCAGAUGUCCUCAAUCUUACAGAAGAAGUACAGUGGAUUAAGUUCAAUGUAGAAAUGACUGGGUACUACAUAGUACACUAUGCAGAUCAUGACUGGGAAGCACUCAUUCAGCAAUUGCAAAGAAACAUUAGUGUCCUGAGUGACAAAGACAGAGCCGGCCUUAUCAACAAUAUUUUUGAGCUUUCAAGCUUAGGAAAGGUACCUCUGAAAAAGGCCUUUGAUUUGAUUGAUUACCUUGGAAAUGAAACCCACACUGCACCCAUCACUGAAGCCCUCUUCCAAACUGAUCUCAUCUAUGACCUGCUUGAAAAAAUUGGAGAGCUAGAGCUAGCUAAAAGAACUGUGAAUAGAGUGGCGAAAUUACUUCAACAGCACAUCCAGCAACAAACUUGGACUGAUGAGGGGACCCUGUCAAAGAGAGAACUCCGGUCAAUCCUGCUAGACUUUGCCUGCACCCAUCAUCUAGAGAACUGUACUACACAAGCCAUGAAGCUAUUUCAAGAAUGGGUAGAUUCUAAGGGUACUAAAAGCUUGCCAACUGAUGUCAUGCCAGUGGUAUUCAAAGUGGGAGCAAAAACUGAGGCAGGCUGGACAUUUUUGUUUGAAAGAUAUGGCUCCUCAGAAUCAGAAUCUGAAAGAAACAAAAUCCUUGAAGCUCUUGCCAGCUCAGAGGAUGUUCGGAAACUUCACUGGUUAUUGAAAGCUAGUCUUGAUGGAGAUAUCAUCCGUUCACAAAAGUUGGCCAUCAUCAUUAAAAUUGUUGGCCGAAGUUUUGCUGGACAUUUAUUGGCAUGGGAUUUUGUCAAAGAGAAUUGGAGUAGGCUUAUACAGAAAUUCCAUUUAGGAUCCUAUACCAUUCAGAAUAUUGUUGCUGGCACAACUCAUCUGUUUUCAACAAAGACACAUUUGUCUGAGGUACAGAUGUUCUUUGAAGCCCAAUCAGAGACAACGGCAAGACUCCGUUGCGUUCAGGAGGCCAUUCAGAUCAUCCAGUUGAAUAUCCAGUGGAUGGAGAACCACUUAAAAAAUCUGCCUUUGUGGCUGUAGAGUCCAUGCCAUCAUCGAUUUGUGUUUGACAUUCAGAAAGUUUGUGAAAUGUUCAUCUGUUGUUGCUUUUGCAAAAGCCAGGAUGAAACCGGGUAUCACUGCAAAGCUGUUUGCACUAUUAGGCAUUCUAGUGAGCUCAGGGCACGUCCUUUUGAUAGUUUGUCUGUGUUUUCUAGAGUGCCUCUGGGUAGGAUAUAGAAUAUUUAUUAUGGAACUGUGUUUACCUGUGUCCACCAAAUAUUUGCAAGAAUAUUUAAAUUAAGAACAUACAAAUGAAAAGGGAUGGGGAGGUGAGAUUCCAUUUUGAAACUGGUUUGGGUUUUCAAUAUUGGAAAAGUAUUGACACAGUGAAAAAAGAGAAGAGCUAUUAUGUAAGCUUUCUUCUUUGCAAAAUUCUAAUUUAUCAGUGUCCCUUAGACCAAGACCUUGUUGCUUUAUGGUUACUCUUCAGAAUAUAAGGCCUAGUAAAACCUCAGAAAGUUUCAUAGGGAAGCCAGAUAAUGAAACAUUUAGCUAUAGUGAAUUAAAGCCAAGUGUUAAUGGGUUGGGUUUGGCUUCAAAUUAUGAGUAUGCAACUUUUAAAAAAAUUUCAUUAUAAAUAGGAUAUAGAGCUGUUGUUUGUAUUUUUGUCUGCUGAGUAGCCAGGUGCUACAAAUCUUAAAAAUAUCUAUUAUAUAUGAAAGCCAAAUAUCUGGAAAGAAUCUAAAUUGUUGGGUCUAUUUUGAUUGUGUGUAUGUGUAUGUGUGUGUGUGUGUUCAUAUAUUUGGACAUGUUUGUUUGUUCACUUACUUUUGGGCAGCCCCUAAAACAUUGCCAUAGGAAAUUACUCCAGGUUGGGUCAGAUGUUAAUUGUAGUUUAACUUUUUCCUUAACUACUGAUUUUUUCCACACAGUUUCCUCCCCUCUCCAAAAACAUCUCUAACCAAAACCAUUCCCAUAUACUCCAAUAUCAGCUCAGCCCACUCCCUAACUUUUGAAUUUAGGGACAUAUCAUUAAAUAGUAUGUUUUAUGUUCUGGUAGCACUCAUGUCUUUUAAAUUUGAUUUCCCAUUGUCUUAGUUGCCUUAGAGAUUAAAGAGAUUUUCUUACCAGAUUGUCCUCAUUGAUGUAUUUUUAUUUGACUUGAUGAAGAAGUAUUAGUUUAUGGUUUUCAGGACAUUUUAGAAACCAAAAUAUUUCAUGUGAUAUUUCACCUUUUACUUGGAAGGAAGAAAAGAUGAAGUUUCUUAUAAAAAUGUUUGACUUUUAAUUUUUUUAGUUUCAGAAACAGUACAUAAUUGAAAACUUCUUUUUCUGUUAUUUUAAUUAAAGUAACAGUUAUUUUUAAGGAAAUAGUAAAGCCAAGCCCAGAGCAACUGUGAACUAUGCCAUUCUGACACUUGCUGUGAGGCUAUAGAAGCUGUACCUGAAUAAUUUGGACUAUGCAGACACAGUUCCAGAUUUUUAUGUUUCACUCCUUAGGAGAAAAGAUUCUUCUUCAAAUUCUUGGGUUGUUUUUUUUUUUUCCACAAUUUGCUUUAAAAUAACUUUCUAUUUUUUAAAAAAGAGACCUUUGUGUUGCUUUUGAAAUGUCCAUAGUUGAAUGAUAGGAAAGGGUACAUUUGUCAUUUAGUAAGAAAGUUAUUAGUCAAAUAUCAGUUAUUUUAACUUAUAUAUGAGAUUGUUUAUGAAAUUAUAUUUUAUUUUGUGUAAAAUAUUUUUAUAUUGAAUUUAAAAGGAAAACAAGUUACACAAUAGCCUUUUUUUUUUUAAAAAUUAGGAAAUGAUAGUUUGUUCUUUUUUCCUAGUGCACUUUCUUUCCCAUCACUUAUCUCCAUCAAUUUCAGAAUAGAAAAUAUAAUAAAUAUCCUGACAAUCACAUUUAAGAUACCAGGGUGCCAUGUUGAGACUAUUGGAAACUUAGGAAUUUAGCUUAUUUUUAUGCUUAGAAAAUUAAGGGACAAAUUAAUUGAUAUGAGAAAACUUAUGAUUCUAAAUUUGAAAGUCAGUUGACUUUGGAGGAUUUUUUAAAAUCAUAUUGUAUUACUGAAGUAGUUUAUAUUUUUCUCCAAUAUUUCUCAGAUUUAGAAAUAGAAAUUCCUUAGUCACACUUGCCCUUUAUUAUACUGUUCUACUAUAUACAUAUAUAAUACAUUUCCAGUCUCUAAGGCAUUUCUUCUUUUGAAAUUUACUUUUUCUUUUUAACUGUGGCACUGUAAGUGGAGCCAAAUAUUCUGUAUUAAGCAUUAUAGAAGAAGAGAUUUCUCAUGAUCCAUUUCUGAUCUUUUUUUUUUUUUUUUUUCAGAUAAUGUUUAUUUCCAUGCCUCGGUUUUGUACUCAUUGGGCUAAAUACUUGAUAGUGUCAGACUUAUUCUGAACCCAUCCAUAUGACAACUGUUUUUGAAACUAUAGAAUGAAUCAUAAGGAUUCAAGAUUAAUGAGACCUGAUAGAUAGAGGCAUGCUUUUGCAUAAACUCACAGAUUGAUGACUGAAAAUUUAAUGACUCUUUAUACCUUGUACAAAUAGGGUUUGGGCACCUAACAGAGUAGAGGAUGGUGGAGGAAAAUUAAUUCAUUUUGAAGCAAUGAAGCUUAAAAGAGAGAAACAAAAGUAUAUUGCCCAAAGUGUGUUAUUUUCAAUAUAGAAAUAAUUGGAUGUUUUAGUCUGCAAAGUAUUUUGAAACUUCUACCAUAAGCUAGUGCCUUUUUGCAUUUUAUUAAGCUUAUUUAUAAACUACUUUUAAAAGCUAUUGUGGUGUUUGAUCAUUGUUGAAGAGUUUCAUAUAGUCCAAGAAUCUGUGAUAAUUCUAUCCAUCACAGAUUCCAACCUACAUUCAUUUUCCUCCAAAUGGUAAUUUAUUAAUAUCUAUUUUUGUAAAUAUGGAGAAUAAAAUGGGAACAGCCUAUACAAGUCUUGUUUCCAGAAAUUGACUGGAUUUAGAAUUAGAUUGAUAAAGAGAACUCAUAAUUUCAAAGUUUUGAAAAUAAUAUAAAGGAAUCUCAAGAUAGUAAAUAUUUGUGAGUUAAGUUAGUCAACAAGCAUUUAUUAAGCACUGAUGGUGCUAAUAGCCUAUUGAGAAUAGGACCCAUAGAAUAAGUUUUUGAAAGCACGAAGCCUAGGAUUAUGCCACAAAGAACUGUAAUCUAUAGCCAAACUAUUGCACAUUCAGAGCACUUAAAUAGAUAUAUUUUUCAUGUGAAUAUUGCAGAAUUAUAUCCCUUUUAUAAGAUGAAUUAUUUUUAAGGACUGUUGUAACUAUUUGACCUCGGUUUUUAGAGCUCCCUUAAGAAUUGAAAUCCUGUGCACUGUAUCUUUUUUCUCCCCCCAGCCCCAGAUGCUUUUAUUUUUUCCUAAGGUGUAUUUGUUAUGGGAUAUGUGUUUUUCUUUUUUUUCCCUCCAAAUGUAUGUAGUCAUGCAUGUUACACAUGCAUCCAUAAUUUGGUUUUGCUACUUUUUUCAGUCAUUUUUUCCCCAGGUACUAGUUAAUCUGCAGCAGUCCAUAUAGAUGGCUAUGUUUAUCUAAUGACUACAAAUGUACUUGACAAUUUCCAGUAUACUUCUAUUGUAAGCAGCCCAGGACUCUCUCUAGUUUUCUUUGCUUUAGGCUGGAUCUUUGUCCCUUGGCUUAAAGUUGCAUCAGUGUGGUGGCCUUGUUAAUGGUAGCAGAUGUGGAGUAAAUGAGAUGACUGACUGUUUAGAAAAGAAGGAAGGGAGAUGUUACAGACUUCUUAUGGAAACAAAUUAUAUCCAUCAUUACUUGUGAUGAAUAAAAGAUAUUGAAAACUCAGUAAAGCAAAUUUUUAGAAGGACAUAGAUUAGGGUGGGCAGGAAAAAAAGCUUAGAGAAGAUUAACUUGCCAGUUAUAUAAAAAUAAAACUGUGUAUGGUCCUAUAAAAUAAUAUCAUUGACUGUAAGAAGGACUCAGUUAAGGGAUUAUAAAAACUUAGCCUAUCUGAAAAUUGUUAGAAUUGUGAGAAAUCUGUAGAAUGCCAUUCUAGUUGUUUCAGUAACAUUGUGAGUAUGUGCUUAGUAAGUACUGUUAGUCAACAAUAUUUACUAAGGACCUACUAUGUGCCUAGGUAUUGUGCUCACUCAUUUGGUCACAAAAAAAGGUCAAAGAUAUUUUUUCUUUUUUGAGGAGCUCACAGUCUUAUUGAAAGACAUGUCUGUGUGCAAACAAGCUUCAUGUAGGAUAAAUUGGAGAUAAUCAAGAGAGGGAAAGUACUAGCAUGAAGAGGAAUCAGGAAAGGCUUCUAGAAAGUUCAAUUUUAGCUGGGACUUCAGGAAAGCCAGGAGAUAGAAAGGGAGAGAAUUCCAGUCAUAAGGGAUAGCCAGUGAAAAAUAAAUGGAGGGUGUAGUAUGAAGAACAGCAAGGAGGCUAGUGUUAUUGGACUUCAGAGCAUUGGGCAUGAGGGAUGGAAUAAGAUAUAAGGUGUAAGAGGUACUAAUUAUGAAGGGUUUUGAUUACCAGAGUAUUUAAUAUUUUAUCUCAAAGGUGAUAGGGAGUCACUGGAGUUUAUCCAAUGAAAGGCUAACAUGGUUAGCCUUGCAGUGAGUGAACAAUGACCUGAAGUGUCUAGUUCUAAGAUGAUGAGGGUCUAUACUGGAAUAUAGCACAUUGGGUGAUGUUUUCGAAUUUGUGUUCCUACAUUGUGGUCAAUACACAUAUGGGUACCACAUCAAAUGUGAUGUUAGUAGAUUUUUCUCCUUUGUGUCUAUGUGCUAGGGAUUUCACCCAUGCCUCCAAACCUGAUUUAUGACCUCUUCUUUGUCAUUAGAUGUUUUCCAUUAGAUAGAACAUUCCUUUUUCUGAUAUAAUUCUUGCUGUUGCCUGUCUUAGAGGAUAUUAUCUCUGAAAUGUAAAAUAAGACUGCCUCAUUAACGUACAUUUUUGUAUGCUUUUCAUGUAUCCAUAGACUAGUAUGUUAGCUUUCAGCAUUCUAGUAUCAUAUUUCACAGUUGCUUCAUCUGCCACAUGGUAAAUGUUACUGUUCCACAUUUGGCUAUAUCAAAGGAAAUGAAUGUGUAAACAUUUUAAUAGCAUCUUAACAUAAUUUGUUUUUACUGCUAUUUAUUAAGAUGCUACUCUGUCCUAAAGGUUUGUAUUACUUUAUUUUUUUCCCCCAAAGGGCAUUGACUUCAGGAAUGCCAUAUAAUUUCGAGGAAAGUUGCAAACAAAUGUUAUUUUCCAUAUUAAACUCUCAGGUUAUAUUGUUGAAAAAUUAGUUUAUUUUUUGCUGUUACUUAAAUCUGCUGCUGUAGUAGAAAUAUAGAAGUUUAUAUGUGAUCAUAAAUAAGGGAGAACGGGCACCUUUUUUGAGUUAGUCAUGCUGGUGAUUUAGUAAGUUCUUUAUGGUUCUCAAUCUAAAAUAUUUACUUCAAAAAGAAUCAGUUUUGGCCUGAUUGAAUAAAAUGCUCCAGAAGUUGCACUGAAAGAAACAAACCAUCGAUAAAAUAUAUAAUAUAUGUGUGUAUGUAUAUAUGAGAAUAUAUAAAAUGAUAUUACAAAUGGAGCAUUUGCAUCAACUUACUAAACUCACAUUGAGAGAAAACUAAGUCCUAUAACUAAGUCUUAGUCCAACUAAGUUUUGAUAAAGCCAAGUACUGUAGCUAUAAAGAAAAGUAGCUUUCAAGUACUUUGGGAAUUCAUAACUUAGAAACUUGUAAAGGAAUAAAUAACACUUUUGUAUUUUAAUGCCUUUAGACAUAUACAAUACAAAUCUUGUGUCUAUGCUUUGACCAGCGGAAUUCUAAGCUUGUAUCAUAACUUGCUUUUAGGUGGGAGAUUUUUGAAAAUAGGAUGUAUAUAUGAUAUUGUAUAUGCAAAUGUGUUUAGUUUCACUUGUAAAGGGGGGGAAAAGGCUUAUUUUCUUUACACUUCAAUAAAUGGUUUUGCAUAUUACCGGCACUGACUGAAAGGCAUGUGUAACUGCAUACACUGUUGCUUUUUUUGUGAAAUGAAAAUAAAUAUUUAAAUACAAGGA
Messenger RNA from Sarcophilus harrisii (Tasmanian devil), 9181 nucleotides. RefSeq names its product leucyl and cystinyl aminopeptidase (gene LNPEP). The record is from RefSeq and is a predicted model, not a curated record. Gene Ontology annotation, cellular component: cytoplasm. Gene Ontology annotation, biological process: peptide catabolic process; proteolysis. NCBI's taxonomy places the organism in Eukaryota, Metazoa, Chordata, Mammalia, Dasyuromorphia, Dasyuridae. Bases 140 to 3217 code for a protein of 1025 amino acids. Gene Ontology annotation, molecular function: metalloaminopeptidase activity; zinc ion binding; peptide binding. The transcript has 18 exons.